Triticum turgidum subsp. durum (durum wheat) is the source of this 927-nucleotide messenger RNA. NCBI's taxonomy places the organism in Eukaryota, Viridiplantae, Streptophyta, Magnoliopsida, Poales, Poaceae. The record is from the annotation of a GenBank genome assembly.
AUGUCCAACCCGUACACCUUCCUCAGGCCUCAUAUAGAUCGUCCUUUCUUCCCCUUCCAAAGAAGCCUAGUCUCUCCAUCCUCUCCCCCAAAACAAGCACUCCCUCUCCUAAGCCUUCUCCCUUCGAGCCAUGAUCACAGCAAGAUCCUUGGUUGUGGGUAUGCCGGUGAUGAUGAUCAUCAUCAACUUAAGAAGGAAGAUGAGGAUGUGAACAUCUCACUCCAAAUUGGGCCGCCGAAUCCGAACCCCGCGCCUAAUCUUUUAAGGAGUACUGUGAGUGAUGGUGGUUGCGAUGAUGCAACAGGAACAACACAGGAUCAGUGUGGUGGUGGCGAUCACAGCAGGGCGGACGAGCAGGAGGAAGAGGAAGACGACGAUGAUGAUGCCGCCGGUGAUGGUCUUUGUUCGGAGUACUUUGCCGCUGGUAAGCUUACCAAGGGCAAGUAUUGGAUCCCUACCCCCGCUCAGAUCCUCAUUGGGCCCACUCACUUCGCCUGCCCGGUGUGCUGCAAGACCUUCAGCAGAUACAACAACCUGCAGAUGCACAUGUGGGGACACGGGUCGCAGUACCGCCGCGGGCCUGACUCCCUCCGCGGCACGCAGCCGGCGGCGAUGCUCCGGCUGCCGUGCUUCUGCUGCGCGCCGGGGUGCCGGAGCCACGUGGACCACCCGCGGGCGCGGCCGCUCAAGGACUUCCGGACGCUGCAGACGCACUACAAGCGCAGGCACUGUGCCAAGCCAUUCCUCUGCCGCAAGUGCGGCAAGGCGCUCGCCGUGCGCGGCGACUGGCGAACUCACGAGAAGAACUGCGGCCGCCGGUGGCACUGCACCUGCGGCUCUGACUUCAAGCACAAGCGCUCGCUCAAGGAUCACAUUCGGGCCUUCGGGCAGGACCACGUCGAGCGGCCGCCCGCCGCCAAAAUGUGA